AGAGAAUGGUGGCGACAUUAGGAACCCUGAUAACCGGGCUGUUAAUUUUCAUUGUCUGUGUUCUGAUCCUAUUUCUCAUAUACACAAAAUGGAAUUUCGGUAUUUUCAAGAAAAUGGGAGUGAAAGGACCACCUCCUCAUAUUUUGUUUGGAAAUCACAUGACCAUCGCUAAAAAGGGAUUUGCGCAAGCUGACAUGAUGUGGUGGAGGGAAUAUGGAGACGUGUUCGGGUACUUUAGCGGUCGAUCUCCAACGUUGGUUGUGGCAGAUACAGAUAUGUUAAAGGAGAUUCUUGUCAAGCAAUUCCAAAACUUCACAGAUCGUGCGGUUCUGAGGGGCUUCAGUGGAGACAUGGAAGAAAAUCUGACCGCCCAGCAGGGUAAAGCUUGGAAAAGUUCACGGACAAUAUUAUCACCCACUUUUACGUCCGGCAAACUCAGAAAGAUGGACUCGUUAAUUACUGAAGCUGGUGAUGCACUUGUUCAACACAUUAAAAGGAAAAUCAAAGAGACAGAUGAUGUGGACUUCGAGGGUGUGUUCGGGUGUUAUACCAUUGACGUCAUUGCUUCCACUGCAUUUGGAAUAAAAAUUGAUUCACAAAGGGAUCCCGAAGACAAAUUUGCACGGAUGGUCUCACAACUUAUAAAUGUCCCAAUAAGCUCGCCUUUUCUGUCUCUUGUUUUUAUGUUUCCAACUCUUUCAAGGCCAAUUGCAAAACAUUUCAAACUUACUUUCUUCAACAAAGAAGCUUUGGAAUUUUUCAAGGGAGAAAUAGAAAAAGAGUUUAACACAAGGGAUUCUAGUAAGAAGGAAUAUGUAGAUUUCAUCCAGCUGAUGAUGGAUGCUCAUAAUGACAACCCACAGGAAACGGACGAAAAAAGGGGAUUAACAUCAACUGAGAUCAUCGCUAACUGUCUUCUGUUCUUCUUUGCCGGCUACGAGACGACGGCCAGUACGCUCUCUUUCCUUGUGUACCUCCUGGCUGUUCACCCAGACAUUCAGCAGCGGGUGUAUAACGAGAUCGUGUCAGAACUAGGUGACGAAGAACCGGGUUAUGACAACAUCGGAAAGUUACAGUAUAUGGAAAUGUGCAUCAAUGAAACAAUGAGAAUGUAUCCUGUAGCUGCAAGAACUGAUAGAACCUGCGUACAGGACACUGAAGUAAAUGGUCUGAAGAUUCCAAAAGGCAUGCAGAUUGCCAUACCGAUUUGGAUUUUACAUCAUUCUGAAAAACUCUGGGAAGAUCCUGAGAAAUUCGACCCAGAGAGGUUU
Saccostrea cuccullata (small rock oyster) is the source of this 1271-nucleotide messenger RNA. RefSeq names its product cytochrome P450 3A24-like. Gene Ontology annotation, molecular function: steroid hydroxylase activity; oxidoreductase activity, acting on paired donors, with incorporation or reduction of molecular oxygen; iron ion binding. NCBI's taxonomy places the organism in Eukaryota, Metazoa, Mollusca, Bivalvia, Ostreida, Ostreidae. The transcript is spliced from 12 exons. The annotation marks the transcript as partial. The record is from RefSeq and is a predicted model, not a curated record.